Molecule: messenger RNA, 1232 nt
Organism: Brassica napus (rape)
Lineage: Eukaryota; Viridiplantae; Streptophyta; Magnoliopsida; Brassicales; Brassicaceae
Exons: 2
Coding region: 89-1120 (343 amino acids)
Source: RefSeq, a predicted model, not a curated record
UGGGCCGUAAAGCCCAGUUAGUAAAUGGCCCAAUGUUAACACUAGCUAAAGCUAUCUCGGUUGCUUUUGGAAACGCUCGAGGAAGACGAUGACGAUGACGUUCUACGCUCUCUCUUCAUCUUCUUUCUGCCACAAUACUCGCAUUCCUGCUAUCAGCUUCUCUCAUCUGUCUCGUAAUUAUCACCUUAAUGGUGUUACUAAGCUUACAGUUGCUCCACCACAGUUUUGUAAUGCCGGCGGGAGCCUCCGUGGUCAGUUCCCGAGUGUGAGACUUAGGGUUCCGACGAGGUGCGAGAAAGAAGAUGCACAGAAGGGUGAGGUAGAGGAUGAGGCGGAGCGAUUCGCGAGGCGUGAGAGCACGAUGCCUGAUAGAUUCGGAUACUUGACCAAAGAAGCUCAAGACAGUCUUAUUAGAUGGCCUUGGUUUGUCGCGUUAGCGUUUCUGGUGUAUGCGUGGAGAGCAGUCUUGUUUGAACUAUCCAACUGGAGAAAAGCUGUUUUCGCCAUCGGUGGAUUACUUGAAGACCUUUCCAAGUUUGCAUUGGCCCUCGUCUUCCACUUUACAGGCGAUCCCAUCACUUCUCUCAUCUCUCUUGUUGAGACUGCAAUCUACAGCGUCCGGGAGUUUUACUCCGGGAUUGUUGCAUACACACCUGUGAGAGAGUUAACCACGGUGAUCCUUCUUGCGUCCUCUGUGCUUGCAAUAGGAGAAACAGUUGCUCCAAACUCUAUCAGCAAGCAGCCGUAUGUGAUUACUCUUGCUGGUCUAUUGGGGUAUGCAGCUGUGCAUGGCUAUAUCUCAGAGCCAUUCUUCUGGACUUUGUUGGUGGGUUUUUAUGGAUAUUCGCGGUUGUUAAAGAAGAGAGACCAUGUGACCUCGGCGCUACCUUGUGCAGCUGUUCUGGCAGGAGUUGGGGAGCCUUGGGUGAGAGUUGUGGCAAUCACAGGGUAUUUAGCUCUAGCCAUGUAUUACCAUUCAACAAAGACCUCAUCUGAAGAAGAGAGACAGAGCUUAGGGAAGGAGCCACCAGUGCCGUUAUUGGCCGCGGCCUUGGCCAUUGGCGUCCGGCUUGCUGCAAAAUGGGCUGGUUACAGGCACUUGACUUGGAUGAUAGUUUGAUUUUUCCGAUUCAAGUUUUGUGAAACAAAGAAACCAACUAAACUACAUUUUUCCUUAAAUAAUUAUAUUGAUAAUAAUAAACGUAAUACAAAUACAAAAACUUAUAACUUAA